AUGACCCCAUCCCACCGAAUUGACCUGCUGACCGAUGCACUGCUACACUACAGUGAAAAAAUAAGAAACCAAGCCAAAGCCCUGUGUUCCAAAGCUGAGAAAACCAAUUCAGUUGAAGAGGAAGCAAAGACAGAAAUUGCUGAAAUCAUGAAACAAACAGGCCUCACCGAGCUGGAUGUACAGCGUUGGGCAGAACAUUAUAAGUCGGAGGCAAAGAAAACGAUUGAUUGGACGUGGGAGGAGGACUAUGUUCAGAAACUACUGGAACACCAGCAUCUGGAAGUCUUGAACCGCAUGGCCACCUCUGAUCCUGAGCUCAGAGCACGUUUGGAAAAGUCAGAGAGGCAGCUUCAGACAAUUGAGAGGAAACGUCAUGUUGGGGGAAGAUGGACUUUAAACACUGAAGCAUCUAGACACCUCCUUAGUGCCAUAGAUGACAAGAAACGGCAGCACGCACUGCAGGCAAUGUACAGGCUGGUCUUGGAGCGCAGGUUCCUAUGCGGCCUGGUGAGAAAAUAUGCUGAUGGACAGAAGAUAGCCAUCAGAUUGUCUAAAAAGAUCAAUGUGGUUGGCCAGAAGAUCAAGAACAAGGUCAAAGAGUACAACUCCACAGGAACAUCUAGCGCCUUGGUGUACCAUGAAGUCAUCCAGAUUGACAACCCCAUCUGGUCAACCAUGGUCCACUCCGAAAAAGAUGCGGACAUAUCUGUCAAACAGAUAUGUCAGAGACUUUUUGUUUUGUUGAACACCGCCGAAAGGGCAUCAGAAGAGAGAGAGUACUUGUCGGAGGAAUGCAUGGCAGGCAAGCUGUUCUAUGAGAAGCAGCUUGUAGAGGUUGAGAAAUGCCUCUUACCAGACAGUUUGCCGUCGGUGUCCUCUAGAGAGGACAAAGGAGCCCGUGCUGCAUUGCUUGCCAAGAAAAGAGAGUUUUUGUUCCUUCACUCAAAAUAUGUCAAUCUUGUCAAUCUUCUCAGAAGUACAGAUGUCAUUGAUGAGGUGAACAGCGCUGACUCUGACAUUAGUACGGACGAAGAGGAGGAUUAUGAUGAAGAGGAGGACCAAGCAGUGCAUCAUUCCUUGCCUGAGUGA
This is a messenger RNA of Cololabis saira (Pacific saury), 1089 nucleotides long. RefSeq lists its product as uncharacterized. The coding region runs from base 1 to 1089 and encodes 362 amino acids. The record is from RefSeq and is a predicted model, not a curated record. Lineage: Eukaryota; Metazoa; Chordata; Actinopteri; Beloniformes; Belonidae. The transcript is spliced from 6 exons.